Messenger RNA from Dermatophagoides farinae (American house dust mite), 3147 nucleotides. The record is from RefSeq and is a predicted model, not a curated record. Lineage: Eukaryota; Metazoa; Arthropoda; Arachnida; Sarcoptiformes; Pyroglyphidae.
AAUCAUAAUCAUAAUUAUUUUUAUGAUGGAUUUUCUUUGCUUCAACCGUAAAAAUAUUCUUAAGAAGAAUUGAAUCACAAACCGAUUGGCCUUUGUCCACCUUUUUUUUUUGAUUGUUGGUCGCGACUUUAGUCUUGUAUACAAUUGACCACAACAUUAAUGACAAACACAGACAACAGACACGACAGGUGACAUCCAUGACACACACACACACAUCUGUCGUGUCUAGUCUGUCUGGUUAUUCGUAUACAAUCGACAACAACAACAACAAGGACCAAUAAAGUUCUACAAGGGCUUUUGACCACUGACAAUAGGGGAUCGGCGACGACUAUUACGCUGACCCUGUCGCCAUUUUCAUGGUAUAAUUUUCUCAAUAAUGAAAAAAGAAAACAAAAGCCAAAACCAAAACAAAAAAAAAACAAAAAAACAAUACACUCGUCGCAAGCAAGUUUUUACCUCUCUCAGCAAGCUAAAUUUUUAUAAUAGAUAUAUAUUAACCGCCAUCAAAUGCUGUACCUUAUAAUAUUAUUGACCACUACCCCUACGAGUAUAUAUAACCUAAAUAAUUAUGAUGAUGAUGAUGAUUAUGAUUAUCGUCAUCAUCAACCACUAGUUGCAUUUCAUGAACGUUAUUUUUUUUUUUUGCAAACCUAAAAAAAACCAUCGCUUCUAUUUUCACUACCACUUCCUCCAUAAUCAAAAGAAAAAUACAAGGUAUUUGAACGCAAGCUUUUUGUUGUUAGCAUGCAUGCAUGCAUUCAUGUAUGGAAAAUUUAAAAAAAAAAAAAAUUAUCGAAUCCUCAGAUUUUUUUUUUCCUCAAUGUUGGCAUGGUUUGUCUGUUGUUGGUGUGUUUGUGAAUGUUUGCAUGCGUGUUUGUGCUGUAUUCGAUUGAUCCAAUAUACAUCAAUUAUUAUUUAUCAUCAUCAUCAUCAAAUUAUUGAACAACGAUCCAAAUAAUCAGAUUAUCAACCAACGAAAACCAUUAUCAUCAUUAUUCAAAAUAAUAAUUAUUACUGUAUUGGUGGUACUGGCUGUGGUGAUUGUGUGGAUAAUAAUAUGACAACGAUAAAACGAAUGUUAAAAAUGUCCGGCGAAUGGUAUGUACAUUUGGAUCGAUUAUCAUCACCAUUGAAUCAUAAUCAACGAUGUACAUAUUCAAUGAUGAGCUAGAAUAAAAAAAAGAUGACUGAUCAUCGUAAAUGAGAAUCAACAAAAUAUACCACAAUAAACAAAUGAUUCUCAUAGUCGGUUAUCUUGUCUUAAAAUCCAAGAAGAUUCUAACAAACUAUAUAUUAAAACAACAAUCAUUGAAAAAAACUAAUAAAUCUCUCGAUGCUACCGAAUAUAAAAUAUAAGCUUAUAAAUCGUUUGCUAAAAAAGAUUACUUCCAUUCAACAUGAUCAUCAUCAAAAUCAUCAACAACAACAACGACAACAACAACAAAAUAGACUAAUGAAUGAAAAUGACAUUUUUCAAUAUCAACAACGACCGAAUGAUUGGCUAAAUAAUAUUACCGAUUUGUUUGCCGGUAUUUGUGGCCGCAACAGCGGCAGCAGCAGCAGCAACAGCAGCAAUGGUCAAACAAAACAAACAUCAUCAUCCAUGCAAAAUAUACGUCAAUAUUUUCAACUAUUACAUCGAAAGGAUUUAGAAUUAUUGAUAAAAAUUAUUGAAAAUGAAAAUAUUAAUAAUUGUAUCAUUCCAUGUGACAUUUCUCAUCAUCAUCAUCAUCAAAUAUAUGAAAUCAUUUAUUGGAUGAUUGAAAAUAUUCAUAAUGUUAAGUUAAUGAAUCAGAAUGAUGUUGUUAAUGAUUAUGAUCAUCAAACAAUAAUAAUACCAUUACCAUGGUGUCGAAUGUAUAAUUCUCAUAAUAAUAAUAAUCCUCAUCAUCAUAUUUCAAAUUCAACAUUAUCAUCUUCAUUAUCAUCAUCAUCAUCAUCACCAUCAUCAUCAUUGUGUUUGAAUCCAUAUCAUUGGGCUGUGUUGAUACCACGACCAGAUUAUCAACAGUAUUAUGAUGGUGAUCAAAUUACGUUCGAUGAUCAAUUACAAUUAAUUGAUAAUGAUAAUAAUCAUGAAAUUAUUAAUUUUGAUAAACGAAUUAAUUCAUUUGGUUGUUGUGAAACAAUAUCGAUACUAUCAUCAUCACCAGAAUGUGAUUUAUCAUUAAAUAAUCCACAACGACAACGAACGAAAAAAUGGGCUCGUAUUUCGUAUUGGGAAUUUAAGGAAAGAAAAAUAACUGAUAUUAAUGCUCGAAAUUCGAUUGUUUUUAUUGGCUACAAUACUACGACAGCCGAUAACGAUGAAUCAAUGGAAUCAAUUUCAUUAUCAUCGUUAUUAUCAUCAACAAUAACAAACAAUAAUAAUAAUGAAGAACAACAAAUAAAACAAGAACGACGAAUGAAUCAUACACGAAUGAGAAUUGGCAAUGGUAUUGCAUUAUUUCAUGAUUCACAACAAAAUGUGUGGAUAUAUAAUCGUUCAAAAACAUGUUCAAUAUUUAUUGAAUCACCAUUAUAUUCCAAAUCAUCAUCAAAAUCAAAAAUGAUGAAUGUGGUCAAAGUAUUACCUGGCCAUUCAAUUAAAGCAUAUGAUUAUCAAUUAUCACAACAGAUUCAACAUUAUCGGUCAUCGUCAUUACAAACAACCAGAAAAGAUAUCGAUAGUUUUCGUUUCAGUUUUGUUAAAGGUUUUGGAGUUAAUUAUAAAUUAAACGACAUAACCAAUUGUCCUUGUUGGAUGGAAGUAAUACUUUUUCUUUAGCAAACAACCACCUUCCCAUUCCCUUCAUGUCAUACUUGUAUUAUAUAAUAAUGUUAACAUACGUUUUUUUAUCUUUUUUUUCCAUUAGUUCCUAAACUAAGUCAUUAUUUUCAUUUGUUUUUUUUUUAAAUUUCUUGUUCACUCAUUCAUACACUCACUUCAACAUCCAUCCUAACACACACCUAAUUUACAUGCUAGUCGUUUUGUACAACGAAAAAAAAAAUGAUAUUCAUUGACUUGUCAUACUAAACAAACAAACACAUACACACACACACACACACCUCCCAUCAUUCAUAAAUAUUUAUAUAUCAUUACAUACACACCUACAUUUAUUAUCAUUAUCAUUAAAAAAAAACUUGCACGGAUUUGGAAUUUUGCAA